Ixodes scapularis (black-legged tick) is the source of this 9074-nucleotide messenger RNA. It is a transcript of the gene Hip1, whose product is annotated as huntingtin-interacting protein 1. Bases 144 to 3107 code for a protein of 987 amino acids. The transcript has 30 exons. Gene Ontology annotation, biological process: clathrin coat assembly; endocytosis; actin filament organization. Gene Ontology annotation, molecular function: clathrin light chain binding; phosphatidylinositol-3,4-bisphosphate binding; clathrin-cargo adaptor activity. Gene Ontology annotation, cellular component: actin cortical patch; clathrin-coated vesicle. The record is from RefSeq and is a predicted model, not a curated record. Lineage: Eukaryota; Metazoa; Arthropoda; Arachnida; Ixodida; Ixodidae.
GCCAUCGACAUCGUCAAUGGCAACUUUCUGCUAAAGAGAGCGCUUGUUGUCCCCGCCUUGUUUACGGGACAAAACUUGUCGAUACACCGAUUUUUGCAAGCCGCGUUAGCCAUUUUACGACGGCGGAAAAAGCGUCCUUCAGCAUGUCGACGCUCCCGCUACCUAAGGCACUCACCCAACGGAGAACCAACAGCCUCGACCAAGAGAAAGAGAACUUUGAGAAGUCGCAAGCUAUCAGCAUCAGCAAGGCCGUCAAUUCCCAAGAAUGUCCUGUGAAGGAGAAGCAUGUCAGGAGCACCAUCAUUGGCACCUUCCACGAGAAGGGGGCACACACCUUCUGGAGCAUUGUGCUGAAGCUGCCUCUCCAGGAGAAUCCUAUCGUGUGCUGGAAAUUCUGUCACGUGGUUCACAAGCUUCUCAGGGAAGGAUACCAUAGGGUGAUCCCAGACUCUCUUCGUUACCGCCAGACCUUCCUGGAGUUUGGCAAACUCUGGGGUCUGCUGAAAGAAGGCUACGGAAAGCUGAUUCAAUGUUACUGCCGUCUUAUUGUCGCCAAACUCAAUUUUCACUAUAGGAACCCCAAGUUUCCCGGCAACCUGGUUGUCUCGGACGACGCCUUGGACGACAUUGGGGAGGGCGACGUGAACGUCUUUUUCCAAGUAACAUGUGAAAUGUUCGACUACAUGGACGAGAUCUUGGCACUUCAGCAGGCAGUGUUUGGCUCCCUGGACAUGGCCCGGUCCAACUCGAUGACCAACUCGGGCCAAUGCCGCCUGGCUCCCCUCAUCCCCUGCAUCCAGGACUCGAGCCAGCUGUACGACUACAUCGUCAAGGUGCUCUUCAAGCUGCACGCAGCGCUGCCAGCAGACACCUUGGCCGGCCACAGGGAGCGAUUCCUCAAGCAGUUCAAACUGCUGCAGCAGUUUUACUUAAGUUCAGUGAACCUGCAAUACUUCAAGCACCUGAUUCAAGUUCCCCUUCUGCCAGAGAACCCUCCGAACUUCCUGGUGGCAUCUGACCUGAGCUCCCACGUGAGCCCCGUGGUGAUCCUGCCACCCCAGAACGAGACGCCGGAGAACGAGCCCGUGGACGCCACACUGGUCGACACCUCCAUUCCACAGUCGGAAAAGUUUGACCAGAUGUUUGGAUCUGGGGGAGAUGUGUCGGACCUGAACAGUACUGAAAGCGACGACUCGGAGAAGGACCGGCUGAUAGCGCAGCUGAUGCGCGAGAACUGCGAGCUACGCAUGGAGCUGCAGCGUGUGCGGGUGGAGGACCAGCGUGCCAUGGACGACCUCCGGCGCCAGCUGGCCGCCAUGGACUCCCAGCUGGCCGAGCACGAGCGCACCAUCCGGGACUUGGGACAGGAAAAGGAGGUCCUGCAGACGACGGCUACGACGGGCUGCGAAGCGACCAAGAAGGCAGAGGAGCUGGAGAAGAAAGCAAAGGCAAAUGAAGAGAAAUUCCACAAAAUGAAGGAGGUGUACAAUAAGCUCAGGGAGGAGCACAUUGGACUUCUGAGGGCGAAAGCGGACAUUGAGAAGCAGUUCACGUCGGUUAAAACAGUUGCCGAGAAUGCUGAGAAAGUUCGCCAAGAUCUCGGUGAUCAGCUGAGGGUAGCCAUGGAGGAGAAGAGAUCGGCCGAGGUGAGACUAGAGGACCUCAGUCUCAGGACCACCGAGGCCGACACGGUCACCCGAGAAAAUGCGCAGCUCAAGGAAAAUGUUCAGAGCCUGGAGGAGCGCCUGAAGGAAGUGGAGACAGAGCUGGCGCGGGGCAAGGAAGAGCACGAGGCGGUCGUGUCGGCCCUGGGUGCCAGCCACAGCCAGUUCCAGCAGGAGCUCAGGACCCGGGAGGCCUCCAACCUCUUCCGCAUCCUCGUUGGCGUGAUUCAUGAAGCGGAGGCCAUUGUGGGGAACUCGCUCGAGGAACUGGACAGACCUGGCCGCCAUGGCUGCGUGGGAACUCCAGAAUCCCUUUUGCAGCUGAGCUUAAUUACCUCUCAAGCACUGGACAGGCUGAACGGAGGCUUUGAGAAGUUCAGCAAGGAUUCCCAAGACGUGGAGGACCUGAUCCAGUCUGUGUGUCCUCUGGCACACAGCACCUCUCAGCUGAUCGGCACCGGCAAAGGGGUCUCUGAAGUGUCGCCCAACAUCGAACUAGGAGAAGAGUUGGCCCUCACCUGCCGCAACUUGGGCCAGCGGGCUUUGGUGCUCUUGAAAUCCCUGAGAUCUGAAGGGGACUCCCGCGCGGACGAGGUCCGGUCUGCGACAGAGGCGCUCCAGAAAUCGUUGGAGGCGGUCUCUGCGUCGAGCAGGGCCCUGUCAACGUCGCUGGGGGAGGCCGACACCCGCAAACUGGGCGACAUGGUCGAGGAGGAGCUCUCGCAGAUGGACAAGGCCAUCGAAGAGGCUGCAAAGCGCAUUCAGGACAUGUUGGAAAAAUCUCGGGAGGGCGACUCUGGCAUCAAGCUAGAAGUGAACAGCAAAAUUUUGGAUGCAUGCACAGGCAUUAUGCAGGCUAUUCGGGAACUGGUGAAGAGCUCCAAACACCUGCAGGAAGAGAUUGUGGGAAAGGAGAAGGGCUCCGCCUCCAAGAAAGAAUUCUACAGCCGGAAUCACCGGUGGACCGAAGGUCUCAUCUCGGCCGCCAAGGUAGUGGGCAUCGGAGCCAACUUCCUUGUCGACGCUGCGGACAAGGUGGUUGGGGGUCGUGCCAAGUUUGAGGAGCUGGUCGUGGCGAGCCAGGAGAUAGCGGGUGCCACGGCGCAGCUGGUGGUGGCCUCCAAGGUGAAGGCGGCCCGUGGCUCCGAGCGCCUUUCCGCCCUCUCCAAGGCCUCCAGGGGAGUCUCCGAAGCGACGGGGAACGUCGUGGCGACGGCCAAGGCUUGCGCCCAAAUGGUUGAGGACUCGGAGGUGCUCGACUUCUCCAGACUGACGCUGCACCAGGCAAAGCGACUCGAGAUGGACUCUCAAGUGCGGGUGCUUGAGUUGGAGAGCAGCCUGCAGAAGGAGCGGGUGCAGCUGGCAGGACUGCGGAAGCGGCACUACCACUUGGCCGGUGCCAGCGAGGGAUGGGAUGUCCGGGAGGAAAACGGAACAGCCUAGUAUGUUAUUCGCCUGGGGACAAGCCCACCCUCUUUCGGCCUCAUUCAAAAUGAGACAUUCAGAAGUCUGCUGCUAUGCUCGAAGGUCGGUGCUCAUCAGCAGACUGCAUUCAUCAUCCCGCGGUCAAGCUUCUGCUGCAAAAUCUCAACCCUGUCCGACAUUUGGAAAGGAGAGAAUGCCCUUUGCACACCCAUGUAGAGAAGCUGUGGCUGCCUGCUAUGGUAGAGUUUGGUUUAGGAGUCACUACUCUACCAGCACUGCCUGCAUGAACAGUUUUGUUUAGCGCCUUGGUUAUUCCGUGUUUGCGCUCGAAGGGAUGCUGGCUUGGGACAUGAGUUGAGGUGGUCGGAACAUGGCUAGGUGCUAGAGAUCAGUAGUCAAAAGCUGUAUAGGAGAAUUGUAGAAGGUGGAAACGUCAACUACGAGUGUUAGUUUGUGAAACAUGCGUGCACGUGAUGUGAUGGCCGCAAAGGCGGUUUAGCUCGGGCUUUUUUUCUAGGGUGUCAGGACGUCUGUUAGUUGAAAAGCAAUUCUGUAUCUGAAAUGAUGUCUGUUAUCUUUUUUUUACUGGUUUGGAGAAUAGUGUGUUUGGGUGCCGACGGAAUGACUACAAGCACCUGUUAUGAUGUACUACUUGCUUUUGGUGAGCUUGUGAAAAUAAGAAACGAUUAAUGCAUUUUUUUUUUGUUGUUAACACCUAUUUGAGAAAUUUUGGUGUUGGUAUGGUAUACUCUACACUCGAAGGGAGGACAGAACCUGCAGUUCAGUGGACCUUGAAGUAUAUUUGUAUGGGAUCUGGAGCUAUGGCAAAGGAUAUCUUUGUGUUUCCUUAAGUGUGCCAAUAUUUGUAUGUGCAAAUGUUUUUUUUUAUUUGGCUUGGCUUUUUGCUUCUGCUGUUACUUUUAUGUGUGUGGGUAUAGGAAUGGUUCUUGUUUAUGCACUAGGUUUGUUUAUAGUUGUAAUGAUUUAAAUUCAGAGAACACUGUCUGGUGUAUCAUGUUAUUUGGCAGUCAUACUGUUAUAUCAUGAUAUGUUUCAGAAUUAUGCUUGCAACAUGAUCUAUUUUUAACAUUAUACUAAUUUAAUAGAAAAAAAUAUUGUUUACUUUUUUCUUGCUUUGCAUCUGUUCUGCUUGAUUUUUGAGUUUCUGAACAUAGCUUACCAAAACGUUUGUGGUCUGAAGGUAUGAGCAAAAGGUUUUCAUUUAGAUCAGUUGUCUAAGCCUCUAGUAUGACUUUUCAUAUAACUUUAUAUGAAUAUUUGAGAGGUAUGCAUGCUUUAAGUGUGGCAUAAUUUAGAACUAGUAGCUGUUCAUUAACCUCGUUUGCAUUUGGUGGUUCAGGAAGGUGUUGAAGCAAAUGUGGUAGGAAGUGUUAGAAUGUGCCUGAGGGUAUUUUCUGGCUAUUGAACACCCUACCCUCUAUCUCUUCAGAGGUGUUACCAAGUUUAGUGUGUGCAUGUGGUACCUGAGCUAGAACCAAAGAUGUGCACUGAGAAUCGGAAACUUGUCCCUUUUUAACUGGUUAUUUCCUUUGUUUUUCUUUACUGUAGUCAAAUGGAGCUAGUAAUUUUUAUUGAAAUAUUAAAAAAAAUUUGAUGAUUGAUUGAAACUUGCAACAAACACUCUCACAGCAAACUCUAAGAGACUUGUUUGGACAGCCCUGCCAUCUGUGCACACCUUUAGUUUAUUUUGUUUGAUGACAUUUAAAUUUGCUGAAAGUAGCAUUUCGUUAUCUUUGAAAUAGCGAGUCAAAUAGGACACUUAAAACUGUAUUGUCAUGCUUUUACCGAACCUUCUUUUCAUUUCUACUUUUGUUUAUGGAUAGAGAGUGAAAGGAUUUUGCAUUUUUACAUUUGUUCAGAAACAUAAUUUGACCAGUAAAUAUUCUGGCAAUUCAGAUUUCUCUGAGAAAAUUUGAUUUAAUAAUUUGGAGGCAUCAGAAAAGCAAAAGGAAUUUUCUUUUUUGCAUCUUGAAACCCUUGACAUCUUUGAUGCAAUGAGGCUGUUGUUGCACAAGCAAUGCCAUUAUGCAAGAAUUUGGUAUUUGAGACUAAAUCUUUAUAGUUUUUUCAACACUUAUUUAAGUAGUAGUCAAAACUCCAAAGAUCUCUAGAUCUAAUUCAAUGCCAGUGAAAAAACAAGUAAAAACAAGGAAAUUUCCUGUACAAACUAACUUCUAAUGACAUCAUCCAAUUUUUAAUGUAAAAAGUGCAGGAAAUGCAGAAUCCUGAUUUAAUUUAUGAGUGUCAGGCUUGAUAACUCUCAUUCUAAUUUUGGGCUCUCAGUUUCUUUUUAAUUGCAAAUGGCCGUUGCACUUUACACCGAAGCAAUACAAGUAAUGUUAGACUAACGGGUGGCAAGCACAUUUGACCGUCUAUGACAGAGGCAUUGUUUCUUCAUAUAUUCUUUUCUUGGUAUACAUGUGAUUAUAAUUAACAGAUAUUCUGCAUGGUGUCAAGGCAUAUGCCAUAGCUGACGGUUCAGAAACAUAUUUCAUGGCUGUUACAAAGUUAAAUGUUUUAUAAAGUCCUUCUAUUUUGAAAAAAAAAAAAAAAAAAAACUUUGUGCUAGCAGAUUUUGCUUUGUUCAGAAUGAGCUAGUGCCAGAUCGCUUGUAUUUCAAGUAUCAUCUCAGUUACCUAGCUUUUUUUUUAUUAGGAUACUAGAGUAACUACAUGUACUUUGUGCCUCCUUAAACUGGUAGUGGGGCAAAGACUGGUAUAAAUGCCUGGUCUUGAAAUGGAAGGGUACACAAAUGAGUGCGUCUGUCAGGGCUCUGCCUGCACACUUGUAUCCCUGAUUUCCCUCGGUGUAGUGUGCUGUUCUCAUACGGGUAGCAUUCCACCUCAUUCACCCAAAAAUAUUUCUGUUGUCUUUUGUGUUUUAUGUUACUAAAGGUUGAGUUCGCUUUAUAAAUUUGCUCUCUGUACCUCAGCUGCUCUCAAUGAAGUAAAAGAGUUGGCUUUGAAUCAUUGCUUCUGUGGGUGGGGGGCAUUUUUAUAUUGGUUCUGAAACUUGUAGUCCAUAAACUAGGUCUUUUAAGACUUGCAUGCCUAGGGCAGGACCAGGUUGAAUCUUGGGCUACAUUGACUUCUCAGGGAUUGGGGACACUGUUCCAUUUUUCAUGGCUAACCUGCUUCUAGGUUAUUUCUGAAAGCUUUUUCUAAGGAGAGAAAGUGUAAUUUAAUAGUUUAAGUGUAACUCAUACUUUCAAACUCAGAAUCAUUAUCAGAAUUUUUUUGGAUUGUAAAACUUUUGAUCUAUUUUUAUUUUGUGUUGUAGCAUGUGAAUUUUCUCAUUGCCACCAACUCUUUUUCGAUAUGUCCAGUGCACAUCAUGCUUCACUUAGGGCACUACAAAUAUUUUCUGGUUUUAUUUUUGUUUUCCUAUCAAAAUAAGACCGCAUUUUUAAAACGAAGGUGUCUACUGCUAGUUGCAGUAGCCAAGGUCUGGUGGUUUUAUUAGAAAGCUAAACAUUACUUCUGGAUUUUAUUGCAAUUGUUAAAUUUCUUCUAAAAUGCAAGCAGCCUGUUUGACAGCUUAGAGACAGUUCUUGCAUGCUUUACUAUGUGCCCUUUCAAUGACAAGAUUUUCUCACAAUGUCAACAUGUCAGGAAAUACAUAGAAGAUUUAAUUGCACCCGGCAGACGUAACUACGGCCAUUAACAGGAUAAAAAUAACAUAGAGGUCUUAAAGUUUGCCGACCUCCAACACGCACAAGCUUCAACCCUUAUACUGAAUUCGCACAGGGUGACACACCCAUGUAGGGCAUCAUAUCUAAAUGCAAAAAAAAGACAAGUUCAAGAACAGCGGUCUACUUUUAAUACCACUUCAGCUUCUUGUAAACUUCGAGCAUGCACAUGCUGCAAAAGUAGGAUGGUGGAAGGAGAGGUGCAUGCUGGAGGCGGGGGAUUUGAAGGACGCCUCAUGGAUUUUUGUCCUGUCAGUGACAACAGUUUCCAAACCCCAUAUCUCUGCAAGCUUCUGUUACUAGGGGACCCGCUGAUCAAACAGGCAUGCAUCAGAUCAACAUUGUCAAAUUAGAAUUUUCUGAAACAUUCACCUGUAGGUGAAAUAACUUUGAUACUUGCCUCCUUUGAGUGUUGUAUGUAUCCCUUUUGAUGAGACGACUGUCUUCUGAUAAAUAAGAAAUGUUUAAUUGCUUGCAGUAGCCUGCUUGAGUUAUAGCUGUUUAUUUGUUUUGAAAGCUAGUUGCCAAAGGAUUUUUAUCUGCGUUUUCUAUAUUUACGCGCUAGUGCCCCCUUUUUUACUCUUUUGCUCUCCGUCUGAAUUUGUACAAGGUACAGUGUUGUGGUAACUAAAAGUGACCUUGGUGAGUAGCGUUCCCGUAUUCUGCUGCUGUAAUUUUCCGGUACCACAUAUCCAGAAGCGUGUGUAGGAGUCGCAAAGGGUGACGAGUACCAUGUGCCGUAGAGAGAAUGCGAGACAUAAUGUUCAUCUAUAUACUCUGCGUGUCUGUUGCCAGCUGUACCAAGUAGCUCGCCUACUUGCAUUCCGUCUGUUUCCGUGGUAACCUCGUGAGCUAGUGUUGCUGUGGUUCUGCCGAAGUUCGUGCUGCCUUUAAUAUUUCCACUUUGUUCAAAGAACUGUUGUUACGACAUUUGCUACUUGUCAUGCCCUGGGCGUUUUGUGGCGGUUUUCCACUUAAAUUACCGCGCGGAGUUUUCGCGACCUCAAAUUGAUCAUGCCUACAUUGCAACUUUGUACGCACCUGUCUGCCGGCAUUCUUCACAUGUGUGUGUGAUUUAGCACGCGUGGCGCACUCGUAGUACAUUGAAAAAAACUCUGUUAGCAUGUAAAAUGGUGCUCUAGUGAAAAAAAAAAUCACAAAACUCGCAUAGCAUUGAUGCCGACGGAAAAGGUUUUAAUCUUCUACGAGUGUUCUUUUUUUCUGAACUGUUCUGACGUUCCAUGCUAACUGUGUCAUUUGCCGCAUUAGUCUGCAAAGCUUUUUUUUCAAUAUUCUUGUGAAACACGCGAGUUGGUGUGCCACAACGGCGACUGUGGUCACACCGACAGCUUAAGAAACGCAGGGGCGUGGCUUAUUCACACUUCCUGCUUUGUGAUUCGUUCUGCGUUAUCUGAUGCCGCAAUUUCUUUGGCCACAGAGCGAUAAUAAGAUGCACGAGAUUCGUCACACCCUUGCAGUUCUUAAGCUGUCAGUGAACAUAGCAGUAGAUAUUUUCAGAAUGGCACCGAAGGCUCUACCAGUUCUUUCCGUACUCUCUUUGGCAAGUUCUUGCCUGUGGCCCUUGUCGCAUUUCAACUUAUGUUGGUGAUGAUAACAGCGUGAGCUCCCUCUGUAGAUAAGCCUAGAUUAACCCUUCGGUAAACUGGACCCCAAGACGUUACAAAAAGUGCCUGCUUGUUUUAAUGCGAUCAUUUUAGACUCCAUCUCAUGGUAUUCUUGUCCCCCCAGUGCACCACUUGUAUUCCGAUGCGAUCAUUUUAGACUCCAUCUCUUGGUAUCUUUGUUCCCCCAGUGCACCACUUGUAUUCCUGCGGGAUGAAACGAUAUCCUCUAUGGACGUGUUUUCUAACGGCGUAAAUGACCCCAAGUUUUUUUGUUUUUUUUUUACACAACUGUGUUUUGAAAUUCCAUGUUGUAUUUCUUGCUCCUCCUUCCUCAAAGUAGGAUACACACUUGAUUUUGGAAGCGCAAAGAACACGGGGGCACCAGAGCAAAAGUUUCCUUAUUAGGGAGGGCAGAACCUAGAGUGCCCAAGUGUAAUUUUCUUUGUUGGUCUUUUUUUGAGAGAGAGAGCCGAGUGCACGGAGCAGUGUGUCUAUACAUAUAUAAAUUGUCGCGUUGAGGUCGGUCGAAGUGGGCGUAAGUUUUCUCAUAUUUAUAUCGAAAAAAAAAAAACUAUUACACAGAGCCGAGAGUAGUUUGUGUGUGUUUCUCGGAAGCUUUUGUAAUACGUUAAUAAACCACGUUAAUUAAAA